AUGAAACGGUUCAUUGUAUGGCCUUCCGGCGAAGAGAGGAAUAGAGUGAGGAGCGGAUUCUUCACAUCGACUGGCUUCCCUCACGUAGUGGGGUGCGCCGACAGGACGCAUAUCUGUAUCCAGUCCCCUUCUGUUGAUGAGCCGGCUUAUAUAAACCGAAAAGGCUACCGCAGUCUUAACACGCAGGCAGUUUGCAACCAUGAAGGAUUCUUCACAAGUGUCAACGCCAGUUGGCGGGGCUCGUGCAAUGAUGCACACGUGUUCAGGACAUCGGGCCUGUGCAACAGCCUACCACGAGACAAUGUGUGUCUGGAAGACGGGUAUCCUUUAAGGCCAUUCCUAAUGACGACGUUUAUGAACGCUGACACUCCUGCCAAGGAGUGGUAUCAGCUAGCCCACGUAUGCAUAGAAAGGGCCUUUGGAAAGCUCAAGCGGCUAUUCCACGUGCUGCUGCACAGUGAGAUCAGACUUAGUCCGGUCAAGGCCUGUCGCAUAGCUACAGCCUGUGCUAUUCUGCAUAACGUACCAGUCCUGUUUAACAUGCCAGAGGUAGAGGAAGGAGAUAUAAUACCGAAUAUUGAAAAUAAUGUGCAGGAUGAUGUUGCUUACACAGAAGCUCUCAUUGCAGAAGUUGCCCGUAUGCUUGAGGUGCUGGGAUCCGGUUUCUCUUCAUGA
Mya arenaria is the source of this 675-nucleotide messenger RNA. RefSeq names its product putative nuclease HARBI1. The coding region runs from base 1 to 675 and encodes 224 amino acids. Lineage: Eukaryota; Metazoa; Mollusca; Bivalvia; Myida; Myidae. The transcript is spliced from 5 exons. The record is from RefSeq and is a predicted model, not a curated record.